Olea europaea var. sylvestris is the source of this 546-nucleotide messenger RNA. RefSeq lists its product as uncharacterized. Bases 1 to 546 code for a protein of 181 amino acids. The transcript is spliced from 5 exons. NCBI's taxonomy places the organism in Eukaryota, Viridiplantae, Streptophyta, Magnoliopsida, Lamiales, Oleaceae. The record is from RefSeq and is a predicted model, not a curated record.
AUGGCAUGCUGUAAAAAUAGACCAAUUAUGGCAUGCGAUUUCUCACUCUCUCUCUCUCUCUACCUUCCACGAUCGACCACAGGCGCCUUAGCUCACUCUCGUCUCUCUCCGGCUUCCACCGUUGACCGACGGAGCCUCAGCCCUCACUCUUGUUUCUCUCCGCCUUCCACCGACGCGGCUCACUCUCGUCGCUCGCCUCCCAGGACACAAAUCAUUCACAUGGUUGGCGAGGGCAAUAAAGUCAUUUGCAAUUGCGUAGAUGUAGGCCAGGAAGUUCAGUACCCAAAAACUGGGACCGAAGCUUUGCUAAUGGGCAUUUUGGUUGAAGAAGUUGCAAUUACAAUGUCAUGUCAUUGUGUGAAACGUCAAGAUCCUCCUUUCCUUACUAAUUACUGGGCAAUCAGGCGAGGCCCCAGUAAAGAGAGUUGGCCAUACCAACAUGGGCUUAGGUCUAUGGUAAAUGCUGGGCAGGACACUAAUGGUUCACACUUUUUCAUCUGUGACGACCCGCUGGUAACUAUACAAUUUAUGAUCCUGCUGUUAUGA